AUGCACAAGACAGACCCAGCAUCGACAUGGAACAUCAAUUAUUUAUCCACUGUGAAUCAUACCUCAUUAUCAUAUGCCGCCGGUGCAAGCACGCUGUGCCAGCAGGAUCCCCAGUGCCAGUAUUUGGCAGGGAACAUGAACACCAUACGCAAGCACUGGCAGAACAAGCACAGCUGGUCGCCAUAUCCCAGCCGUGGCCGUACAGCGCCACAAAAGCGUACGGCAGCACAGGAUGAGGUGGACAGAUCAUGCCAGAAGGUGCAGUUCCAGCAGAUAUUUGCAUCGCGCAAGGGCUCCCACUACAUACAGAUCCAGACUAAGGAGACUACUGAGCAUACCGGCACGCCAGACCAGAACAGAGCCAGCCAGGCCAUUGAUGAGCUGGAGCGAUUUUACCAGGAACAGCAACGGCAGACCAGCAAUGUCAUCCAGGCCGGGGAGCACGAUGAAGCCAACCCAUGGCUGCGGCGGACCAGAUGGCCGGUGUACUUGACCAACAUCGCACCCAAUGAUCUGGUCAACUGCGUGCAGCGGCCCGAGGAUGACACCACGUGCCCAGAUGAACUGGCCGCGAGGGCCAUCUGGGAGGCCAUGGGUCAGGUUGCCCGUACCAGCCAGCGAGUCAUCACACGGCUGGGCCACUAUCCAACAGGUGGGGGUGGAAUGGACGUCCAUUCCAUUCAGGGCCGUAGUGGAUAUGAAAUACAACAUAUCCAAAUCAAAAGCGAUAAUUCCGCCGGGAAGGGGUUACAUUGUGGUGUCAAAGUCAAUGAGUUGAGGUGCUAUGUUUGA
Messenger RNA from Histoplasma mississippiense, 792 nucleotides. RefSeq lists its product with no specific name. The record is from RefSeq and is a predicted model, not a curated record. The transcript has 3 exons. Lineage: Eukaryota; Fungi; Ascomycota; Eurotiomycetes; Onygenales; Ajellomycetaceae. Bases 1 to 792 code for a protein of 263 amino acids.